AUGGUGUAUGAUUCGUUGACUGACAUCCCUCACGAUUUCAGGGAGGGCAUUGACUGGUUGAUAGCCCUGAAGGGAAAGGGUGGAAAAAACAUGGCAGCCAUGGGCGCUGCAGUCUACAAAUUUCUCGCAGACAAGCCGGAUGACUCUAACCAGUUGCCAAUUUUCCUGAAAGUCAAACUUAUUACUAAACAUUUCUUGGAGCAACCAGAACUUAAAGACCUGCGGGCCGUAGAGUUGCUGCUGCAGAAUUUCCAUAAACCCAGGGAUAGAAACUCCGGUAGCUUCGGAAAGUUCUUUAGGGAUUUCGACAAAUGCGAUGAUGAGGACGCCGUGAAGGACUGGGGUAUCACCGCUGAAAACAUCGCUGAGAAAUUAUCUAAAUCGGUGGAUGGUUGUGAGAAGUUCCUGAAGAGUAUCAAAAUGCCUGGCCAGUACAAGCCCGCUUACAGUUCGAAAGCAACGUGGGAUGCAUCAUGUUCUCAGGAUCCUGAAGCUUGCGCGGCGGUUCUCGUGGGUAUUGCGCCAAUGCUAUACGCAGGGCUAAUGUCUUUGUGGGAUGCUACAGAUCCUGCUGAAUUUAGAUUGGCACCCUCUAGGGCGAAGGAAAACCUGGAAAAAUUAUUGAACGCUUUGCGUUGCGUGAAACCGGAGUGUCAUGACAGCAUGAGUCGUUCAGACAUUGUCGAUGCGUUGGGCGGUGUGGAUAUAGAUGUAUUGAACACGCUCAUCGAGCUCUCUGGAUUCUGGGAAUUCCAUGGAUUGGAAGACGCAGAAGUUGUAAAAGCUAACAAGCUAUUCUCUCGCAAAAAUGGAUCCUACGCGGUAUCAGAGGGUAUCGGUGGCGUCGACAUGGGUUUGUUACAUGCCUGGAAUGCCAAGAAAUCGAACAAACCUCCAAAAAUAUUUACUGGUGUCGGUUCGAACAACUUCCAUGUUCCAGGAGCGCCUGCAGUGGCGAAUUUGGACUACGGUAGCCCAAUUUAA
Babesia ovata is the source of this 984-nucleotide messenger RNA. RefSeq names its product Probable serine threonine- kinase kinX, putative. The record is from RefSeq and is a predicted model, not a curated record. NCBI's taxonomy places the organism in Eukaryota, Apicomplexa, Aconoidasida, Piroplasmida, Babesiidae. The transcript has a single exon. Bases 1 to 984 code for a protein of 327 amino acids.